AUGGCUCUUCUGUCCUCGAUACUGGCGCUCCGGCAGGAUAAACGUCUACUCAAGCUACCGCCCUACCUUUCCGCGCUCUGCAUAAUCAUUGGCAUAGCAUGGCUCCUGGUGCUCCCCUUGAACGAAUACUCGCGAAGGACAUAUGUCUCUGAGAAUGCGCUCCUCCCGGGACAAGUACAUACCUACUUCACCGGCAGCGAGCACAAUGUCUUUCGAGCCUAUCGCCAUGAGGUCCAUGGAUUGAUAGAUAAGCCCAUCGCAGAGCGCUCACAGCGACUCGAAGCCAUCUUCCGUGAACAGAACCUCAAAGUCGCAACCCAGCACUACAACUAUACCGUCUCGAACCGGACCAUCGCGAACGAAAACGUCUAUGCUAUCCUCCAGGGUCCCCGUGCAGACGCAACCGAAGCCAUUGUUUUGAUCGGAGCAUGGAAGAACAUGGCAGACGAGGUCAACAACUCUGGCGUCGCAUUGGUUCUCACGUUGGCGCGCUACUUCAAGCGCUGGAGCCUUUGGAGUAAGGAUAUCAUCCUGCUCAUUCCUGGGGAUAGCACUAUCGGCUCGCAGGCCUGGGUUGAUGCCUACCACGAGGGACACGAUACACGUUAUGUUGAGAGCCUGAAGAUCAAGAGUGGGGCAUUGCAAGGCGCUGUCGCUGUAGACUAUCCUGCGGGUCCUUGGGGUCAUCGGUACGACAAGCUGCAUGUCGUAUACGAUGGCAUAAACGGCCAACUUCCCAACCUGGAUCUGUUCAACACUGCAGUGCAGAUUGCCUCCGGUCAGAUGGGCAUCGGCUGUGUGAUCCAGCGCAUGUGGGAUCACAAGGACUCCUACAAGGAGCGGCUCCAGACCAUGCUUCGAGGUAUGCUCUCGCAAGGCAUUGGUCAUGCAACUGGGCCUCAUUCGUCCUUUAUUCCAUACCACGUCGACGCCGUUACCUUGGUGACAGUUGGGGACGGCUGGCAUGACGAAAUGUCACUUGGCAAAACCGUCGAAUCGCUCUUCCGAAGCUUGAACAACCUCCUCGAACAUCUGCACCAGAGUUUCUUCUUCUAUCUUUUGCUACAAGAUAAGCGCUUCGUCAGCAUUGGCACAUAUCUCCCCUCGGCAAUGCUGAUCGCCAUCAACUUCAGCAUUGCGGCAAUGGCAUUGUGGGUGAAGAGCGGACGUAGCACAGAGCCUGUCAGCAAUCCCGCCGCCACAAAACCCAAAAAGGCGUCGACCGAGAAGUCCGCUCCGGCAGACACCAAGACAGCCGAGAAUGAGACUACCAAAGAUGAGCUCAAGAAGAAGGACACUGACUCUGAGACGGAGCAACCAGAAAAGAAAGAAGAAUCUGCAUCUAAACAACCAGCCACUGAGCUCGUCGAACAAGACGGCUCCCUAGCUGUUGUCCCCAAAGCCAGCACGACGAUAACAGAACGUCAUCUCCUCCUUCCCCUCAUUCUCGUCCUCACAGCCCAUGCUUCCGGCCUGAUCCCCCUAUACCUGUUCAACAACUGGGACACUGACCACCUCUCCAACCUUUUUCUCACAGCCAGCAAUCUAACCACGCUCGCUCCACUCAUCAUAACCUUUCUCUUUUGGUGGUCUGCCCCCGACGUGCUGACACCGCAGGCCCUUUGUCUGCUCCAGUGUUUCUCCCUGCUACUGCUAGGCAUGUUCCUUGCGGCCCUAGCAACGCUGAACUUUAGUUUGAGUGUCUUGGUCGGGGUGCUGUGCGUGCCAUUGGGCUUUGUACGCAAGAGUAACAAUCGUGGGGUUACUGGAAUGCAAUUACUGAUGCUGGCCAUGCUGAACCCUGUUCUGGUUAUACAAACUAUAACGAAGCUGCUAGGAGCCAACCUAACGGAUGUUCUUGUUCAGAGCGCGAUCGGGUGGCAUGUUUGGGGCAUGUGGACGCAGGUUGUUGUCUGGUUGGUCUGGUUCCCUGCAUGGCUUGCAGGAGCCGUGGUGGUUUCAACUGGAUUCUGGGAAUAG
Messenger RNA from Alternaria burnsii, 1980 nucleotides. RefSeq names its product glycosylphosphatidylinositol:protein gaa1 component. Lineage: Eukaryota; Fungi; Ascomycota; Dothideomycetes; Pleosporales; Pleosporaceae. Gene Ontology annotation, biological process: attachment of GPI anchor to protein. Bases 1 to 1980 code for a protein of 659 amino acids. The transcript is spliced from 3 exons. Gene Ontology annotation, cellular component: GPI-anchor transamidase complex; membrane. The record is from RefSeq and is a predicted model, not a curated record.